Molecule: messenger RNA, 1550 nt
Organism: Carassius carassius (crucian carp)
Lineage: Eukaryota; Metazoa; Chordata; Actinopteri; Cypriniformes; Cyprinidae
Gene: yipf2
Product: Yip1 domain family, member 2
Exons: 8
Coding region: 503-1414 (303 amino acids)
Biological process (GO): vesicle-mediated transport
Cellular component (GO): Golgi apparatus; membrane
Molecular function (GO): small GTPase binding
Source: RefSeq, a predicted model, not a curated record
AGGAAAGGAUACAGGAAACAGAUUAUGUUUUUAUUUCAAACAAUAAAGAGAGGUGUGGAAGUAUUUGUACGUCUAAAGAUGUAAAACAGGUAAAAACGAACCAGUUUUAGAUCCGGCUUUGUUCCGGUCACGUGAUUUUUGACGCAUCGGAACCCUGCAGGUGACGUGGAAUAUGGGGACAACAACGAUAAAUCCCUGCGAAUCAAGACGCUAUCAAACCUAUUCUAGCUACAGUCGAUUAAUCUAAUGAUAUUUUCUAUCUCUAUUAGUCAAAAUAUACUUUUAAAUACCUGUACCUUUGCUUGUUGAAGUUGCCAGGAGUCAGGACUGGCGCAGGAUCACCAUAUUGAUAUUGUAGCAGCCAGGUGAGAGAGAGCCAGUUUAAAUAUGAUUUUGGUGGUGACAGCUGUCGUAUGCUUAUAUUAUGUUUAUUGUCUUCAUUCCGCACAGAUAACGUUAGUAUUCGUAUGAGAGAUCUCUGAGUAUCCUGUGAUCUCCAGUCAUGGCUAGUCCAGAUGAUUUAACGUUUCAGGAGUUUGAGGAAGCCGCAGAUCUCCUGUCUUCAAACCCUGGAGCCUCGACCCUGAGCAUCUCCAGCCCCGGGGCAGUAGCCUCCUCUGGAGAGGUCAGAGUCGACCUGUCAGACGAUGAAGACAAGCAGCAAGAGAGCUCAGAGCUGCUUGGAGGUGAAAAACAAACGGGUGGUUUCUGGACAUUUGAGUACUAUCAGUCAUUCUUCAAUGUAGAUACAAUGCAGGUGCUGGACAGGAUAAAGGGCUCAGUCAUGCCUUUGCCAGGACGGAAUUUCGUCAAACACCACAUUCGAAAUAACCCUGAUCUCUAUGGUCCUUUCUGGAUCUGUGUGACUCUAGUGUUCUCCGUGGCCAUCAGCGGAGACCUCUACACAUUUCUGAUCAAUAUGGGAGACCCAGAGUUUCACUACAGACCUCAGUUCAACAAAGUCUCGAUUGCGGCCGUCACAGUGUUCCUCUAUGCAUGGCUGGUGCCUCUGGGAGUUUGGGGCUUCCUGAUGUGGCGUCAAAGUGUUGAGAGACACAUCAGCGGUUACACGUUUUUAGAGACCAUGUGUGUCUACGGCUAUUCUCUGUUCAUUUAUAUCCCGACCUCGAUAUUAUGGACCAUUCCCGUCUACUGGUUCGAGUGGCUAUUGAUGGUCAUUGCCUUAGUGAUCUCGGGCUCAGUGUUGGUAAUGACGUUCUGGCCGGCUGUUCGCGAUGACACAAGACUAACAGCAUUCGCUACCAUGGCAGUAAUAGUGUCACUUCAUGCCCUUCUGGCUGUUGGCUUUAAGCUCUACUUCUUCGAAACACCAAAAUACACAGGAUCACUGCACUCGGGACAACAGACUACCCCAGGUGCAAACCAUACACUUGCUGUGGGAAAGCAUCAAUGACCAACUGAAGGGGAACCUAGGAGUCUUUCUAUUCAAAGGACAUGAAAAAUGUGUAGUAAUUCUGAUAACCGAGCAAUGAAGGAGUUCAGAUUAGUGUGCUGAUGCUCCACGCACACAAGCAUUCCCAGCAAACACA